Messenger RNA from Exophiala viscosa, 2301 nucleotides. Its product is annotated as heat shock protein SSB1. Lineage: Eukaryota; Fungi; Ascomycota; Eurotiomycetes; Chaetothyriales; Herpotrichiellaceae. The transcript has 8 exons. Gene Ontology annotation, cellular component: cytoplasm; nucleus; plasma membrane. The record is from RefSeq and is a predicted model, not a curated record. The coding region runs from base 114 to 1958 and encodes 614 amino acids. Gene Ontology annotation, molecular function: ATP binding; ATP-dependent protein folding chaperone.
AAAAAAUAAAAAAGAUCCAACUUUAAGACAGAGGUCGGGAUUCCACCAUCCUCCUGCGCCUUUCCCCUAACACUCCUCUAUACCUCUCAAAAAGAUCUUGUCAACUUGCAAUUAUGUCGGACGAGGUCUACGAUGGUGCCAUUGGCAUCGAUCUAGGAACUACCUACUCGUGUGUUGCCAACUAUGAGGGCAGCAAUGUCGAAAUCAUUGCCAACGAGCAGGGUUCCUUCACCACUCCCUCUUUCGUCUCCUUCACCGAUGAAGAGCGUCUCAUUGGCGAGGCCGCAAAGAACCAGGCCGCAAUGAACCCCGCGAACACAGUCUUCGACGUCAAGCGAUUGAUCGGACGACGAUUCGAUGACCCCACCGUCAAGAAGGAUGUCGAGUCCUGGCCUUUCAAGGUCGUCGACCAGGGCGGCAACCCUAUGGUCCAGGUCGAAUACCUCAAGGAGACCAAGACUUUCUCGCCACAAGAGAUCUCGGCCAUGGUCCUCAUGAAGAUGAAGGAAGUUGCCGAGACGAAGUUGGGCAAGAAGGUUGAGAAGGCUGUCAUCACCGUACCAGCUUACUUCAACGACAACCAGAGACAAGCCACCAAAGAUGCUGGCGCCAUUUCUGGUCUCAACGUCCUCCGUAUCAUCAACGAACCCACCGCUGCCGCUAUCGCCUACGGUCUCGGAUCCGGAAAGUCCGACAAGGAACGAAACGUCAUGAUCUACGAUCUUGGUGGUGGUACUUUCGAUGUCUCCCUUCUGAACAUCCAGGGAGGUGUCUUCACCGUCAAGGCCACUGCUGGUGACACCCAUUUGGGUGGCCAGGAUUUCGACACCAACCUUCUGGACCACUUCAAGAAGGAGUUCCAGAGAAAGACCAAGAAAGAUCUCUCUGGUGACGCCCGUGCGCUCCGAAGACUGCGGACUGCUUGCGAGCGUGCGAAGAGAACUCUGUCAAACGGUACCCAGACCACGAUCGAGAUCGACUCGCUGUUCGAUGGCGAGGACUUUAACGCCCAGAUCACCCGUGCUCGAUUCGAGGAUCUUAACGCAAAGGCUUUCAACGGCACUCUUGACCCAGUCCAACAGGUCCUAAAGGAUGCCAGCAUUGACAAGUCCAAGGUCGACGAGAUCGUGCUUGUUGGUGGCUCUACCCGUAUUCCCCGCAUCCAGAAACUCCUCAGCGAUUUCUUCGACGGCAAGAAGUUGGAGAAGAGCAUCAACCCUGACGAGGCUGUCGCCUACGGUGCCGCUGUCCAGGCUGGUAUUCUUUCCGGCAAGGCUACCUCCGCUGAGACUUCCGACCUUCUGCUGCUCGAUGUCGUCCCGUUGUCCCUUGGUGUGGCCAUGGAAGGCAACAUCUUUGCUCCUGUCGUCCCCCGUGGAAACACAGUGCCUACCAUUAAGAAACGAACCUUCACUACCGUGGUCGACAAUCAACAAACCGUCCAGUUCCCAGUCUUCCAAGGUGAACGUACCAACUGUGAAGACAAUACUUCUCUGGGCGAGUUCACAUUGGCACCAAUCCCUCCAAUGAAAGCCGGCGAUGCUGCUCUCGAGGUCGUCUUCGAGGUCGACGUCAACGGUAUCCUCAAGGUCACCGCCACCGAGAAGUCAUCUGGCCGAAGUGCCAACAUUACCAUCUCCAACGCCGUCGGCAAACUGUCUACCGCCGAGAUCGAGAAGAUGGUCGAGGACGCUGACAAGUUCAAGACCUCCGACGAAGCUUUCACCAAGAAAUUCGAAGCUAAGCAACAACUCGAGUCAUACAUUGGCCGUGUCGAGGAACUGAUCUCCGACCCUGGCUUGUCAAUGAAGAUGAAGCGCGGAAACAAGUCCAAGAUUGAGGAGGCUCUGUCUGAUGCCAUGCAACAGCUGGAGAUUGAGGAGUCGAGCCCCGAGGAUCUGAAGAAGAAGGAGUUGGCUUUGAAGAGAGCCAUGACCAAGGCUAUGGCCACGAGGUAGAUGGGCUAAGCUGCAAAGUUGCAGGUUAUCCACCAAAAAUUGCUUGAAGACAGGACCACCCUUGGUGCGAGCUCUUUCACGUUUACGAAUAUGCAUGGCAUUUGCACACAUGUGGCCGGCGUCAUUUCGGAUAGUCCUUGAGCUACUUGCUGGGUGGUCCCGUCCAAACGAGUGAGAUGGGCGAAGAAAAGUUGUUACCUUGUGUUAAAUAGAGUGACGAGUUUCUUCACGAGAAUGCAGAAUGAAGAAUGGUGUUCCACCCGUUCAAUCUGGUUCACUUUUAAGACAAGGCUGAAAGGGCGUUCCCCUGAAAUAGAAUGCAUCAUACACGUGACCUGUGUUC